AACAGUACAGGAUUUUAUCACUAGGAGCAUGUAAAUAGAACUUAUUUUGGACUAUGGAUGUUAAUAUUGUUACGCUGAAAGAUAGUGAUAAUAUUUUAAUCUUGAACGCCGAAAUAUUGAUUUUCAGUUACAUUGAGGUAGCUAUAAAUGCAAGAAUUUGUUUAUAGAAAUAUAAUUACUGCACUGUACAGCCGUUUUUUGCCUCUGUGAUAUUGGCACAUCUAAUCGAUUACGUCAUCCGUGUCGUGUAUCCUUACGCGGGACUACCUGCCAUCAUUGAGUAGUCUUGUGGUUUCAAGUUAAAAGUUAGUUAAAGUGAAGUAUUUAUUUAAUUAUUUACAAAUUGUGAACUGAGUGUACACAGAACUAUAGCGAGAGUGUCAGCAAGUCGUUUAUAACCACGGUGGUUAUUUCGUUUGUCUCUUUCUUUGGUCGGUUAUAAUAAAAUUUGCCAAAAUUCCGGUCCCUACAAGAAAACGAGAAGGUGCCUAUCCCGGCAGGAACGAGGAGGGCAAGAUGAAUAACAAGCGGAAAAGUCGCUCAAAUACAACAAGGUCAUCACGCACCCGACCUGAUAGAAGUGUAACUGCUGAUGGCAUCUACCAAAAUGCACACUUCAUGCAUGCAAUUACUAGUCACGUAGGAAAUACCGUUCAGGUUCAGACUCUGAAUGGUUCGCUUUUUGAGGGUGUGUUCCGUACAUUCUCAAGUUCUUUUGAAGUAGUGCUUGAGAUGGCUCACAAGGUUGAUCAGGCUAACCCAGCCAAAAUUAGUGUUGAUACAGUGGUUGAGAAACUUAUCUUCAAACCACAAGACAUCAUUACCAUUGAAGCGCGAGAUGUUGACCUUGAAUAUGCUACAAGAGAUACAUUUAAGACUGACACUGCCAUUUCCAAAUUUAAUGGGCAGGUUCCAGAAAAGAAACUGGAACCAUGGAUAGGACCAGGUUGCAAUGGAGAUGAUGGUUAUGAACUUGAAUCAGCCAAUGCUAAUGGGUGGAAUGUCGAGGAAAUGUUCAGAAAGAAUGAACAGGUAUAUGGUGUACAGUCGUCAUUCCAACCAUCCCUUGAAGGUUACACUUUGCAGCUCCAGAAAAAGGACACCAAAGAUUAUAAAGAGGCAGAAGCGAAAGCUGCCAAAAUAGCAAGUGAGAUUGAAGCAAACCCAAAUUACAAAGCCCGUAUAGAUGUUGAAAAUGGUGAUGAAGAGGAUGCAUUUGCAGCAGUGGUUCGUCCUUCUGAAAUCCAAGGUGCAGGAUUGGCAGCAGGAAGUGGCAGUAGUGUAGAAGGAGGAAAAUAUGUCCCACCUGCCAAGAGAAAAAAUCCACAGACUGGGAAGUUGGUUCGGUCCACACCACCUCCCUCUUCUCAGCCACAGCAGCAAGCGACGUUACCACAGCAAUCACAAUCGCAACAGCCUCAAAGUCAGCCUCAGCAGCAGCCACCUGUCCCACAGAUACCACAACAGCAACCGCAACAGCAAGCACCACCCCCUGCAAGGACAGGGGGUGGAACAUAUCUCCAUCCACCUCCCUUUCAACCAUCAUCAGGAGUUAUUACUCCUGUAGUAUCAUUGAAUCAGCCUCCCCCUGUUUCGCAUGUACAUGGAGCUGGGUAUGCGCCUGUUCCUCCACAGCAACAACCGCCUCUACCACAGAGGGAACCAAAUAAAAUCAAUGUAAUGGAUUCUAAGAGACCUCUGCAGCAGUUACGUCCAGGUCCACGUGGUGCAUUUCCUGUGUCAGAACCUCCCCGGUAUCCUCUUGAUCAGCCACAGCAGGGCCCACUUCCUCCUAGAGUUGAUACUAAAUUGAGUCAUCAUGCCCCUGGUGGUCUUCCACCUGCUCCAUUCCCCAGCAGUGGGAACACAGCUAGUAGUGCACCAACUCAGGUGCUCACUUCUCCAGCUCCAGUGGCUGCUGGCGCUCCUUCACUAACUUCACCCACACUAGUAGCUGCCCCUGCAAUGGUUUCGGUACAGCAACCGCCACCUACAGUUGACAGCAUGACUGCUAUGAAAGUGGCUUCUCCUCCAGAACAAGCCUCAAUGGUGCAACAGGUUCCCAGUACAAACGCCAGUAAUGCUCCUGUAAAUAGGAAACUGCAACAAAGUUCAAGGG
Messenger RNA from Cryptotermes secundus, 2119 nucleotides. Its product is annotated as ataxin-2. The record is from RefSeq and is a predicted model, not a curated record. Gene Ontology annotation, cellular component: cytoplasmic stress granule. Gene Ontology annotation, biological process: cytoplasmic stress granule assembly. Gene Ontology annotation, molecular function: RNA binding. Lineage: Eukaryota; Metazoa; Arthropoda; Insecta; Blattodea; Kalotermitidae.